Messenger RNA from Saccoglossus kowalevskii, 1371 nucleotides. RefSeq lists its product as uncharacterized. Gene Ontology annotation, molecular function: cell adhesion molecule binding. Lineage: Eukaryota; Metazoa; Hemichordata; Enteropneusta; Harrimaniidae. The record is from RefSeq and is a predicted model, not a curated record. Gene Ontology annotation, biological process: cell-cell adhesion. Gene Ontology annotation, cellular component: cell-cell junction; plasma membrane.
AUGGACGGGCAGAUAGUCUGUACUCUGCGGUUACCGUUUCGUAAAUUUAGCAGACGAUGUGAUCGAGCCCCUAGUAAACACGAGUUGGAGAUCAGUGGAUAUGACAAGAGUAACAUUGACGCGUUGCUUCCAUUCAACUAUACGUUACACAUAAAAAACUUCCAGGACUCCAGUGACGACGGGGUGUAUUCAUGUUCGACGGAGGGCGAUGUUUCUAUUGGCAGACCGGUGAUGAUAGUGGCAAUGCAACGGCCAGCAGCGGAAUACCCAGUGUGUACGUUUACGUCCAGUAAUGGCAGUUUUAUUAAAGGCAUGGAGACCGAACUGAAUUGCAAUCUACCCGGCGGAUCGCCAUUUCCUGAACUACAGUGGUACCGGACGUCGGCAAAGAGCGGUGAAAUGCUCGAGAAUGUCAGUGGCAUCUUACAUACAAACAAUGCGACAUUGUCUCGCAUAAUAACAAUGGAUGACAUGGAUGCCACUUACACAUGUGUGGCGUCACAUCCUACCUUCGACGAAAGCCACGUUUGUACGGUGGGACCGAUGACGGUUUUCUACGCCCCGCGAGUAAGUGUACAAACUGCAUCUAUAGAUUACAGCGAGAAAAAUAACACAAUAUUUAUGAGAAUUUUAUGUGAAGUGGAUGCCACUCCAAAAUCAACCCAAUUUAAAUGGAGUGUGAAUAACGUUAUUGUUACUUCUAUGCAAAUUGACUCGAACAGUCCCCAUAUAAUCGAAUUGAUACUUCCCUUUGUCAGUGACCUUCGUUUGUCUUCUUCGGUGGUAGUUUGCGAAGCUAGCAAUAUCGUGGGCAGUGGGUACGCCAAAUACCCGAUUAACAAUUUGUCUAAUUUCAGUGAAGGAGCAACUCCAUUACCACUAAUUGAGAAAAUGACAUCACAAUCACUGAUCGGUCCCUUACUAGGUGCCUUUUUUGCCGGCAUCUGUCUGGUAUUUAUAAUAAUAGUCAUUGUGUUCUUAUUAAAAACCAGGAACGUUUCUUUCCGUCGAAGGAAUAAACGCAAUGAAAAUAUAUACACGCAACCAUCAUCACCGCCGUCUAACGGAUCAACUGAUGCGGCGACCCCGUACCACGUUGGGUACAUCCAUCGGGAACAAAACCAGACUAAGCAACCUGAAUCUAAACGUAGUGAUGAUGAUGAUGACCAGCAUAUAUACGAAGACCCAGGUCGCGAGGAAACUGAACCGACCGUCAUCAUUCGAAAGGGGCCAGAUAGUAGUGGCUACACCGCACUUCUCCGCAAACAGACAAACUCGAAUGUAUAUCAGGACUUGGUGGAAGAUCAGAACGCAGAUGGUGCCGAGUACGAAGAUCCGAUCUUUGAAACAAAUGCAGACGACGACGUAUGA